GGGCAUGAGACGCAGUUUAGCGGACAUUGUUGUGGCCACUCCAGGUCGGCUGGUCGAUCACAUCAACAAGAAUUCAGGCUUCAGUCUGGAACACCUCAGGUUUCUAAUUAUAGACGAGGCCGACAGGAUGAUUGACAGCAUGCACCAGUCGUGGCUCAGCCAGGUGGUGAAGGCGGUAUAUAGACCAGGAAGUGGACAGGAAGCCAUGUCCAUCCUCAGGAGGGCGGAGCCAGCACAUGUGACAGCAGCCAGGUGA
This is a messenger RNA of Notothenia coriiceps (black rockcod), 256 nucleotides long. Its product is annotated as ATP-dependent RNA helicase DDX51-like. Gene Ontology annotation, molecular function: ATP binding; nucleic acid binding. The record is from RefSeq and is a predicted model, not a curated record. The transcript is spliced from 2 exons. The coding region runs from base 5 to 256 and encodes 83 amino acids. NCBI's taxonomy places the organism in Eukaryota, Metazoa, Chordata, Actinopteri, Perciformes, Nototheniidae.